This is a messenger RNA of Salvelinus namaycush (lake trout), 3756 nucleotides long. RefSeq names its product zinc finger protein 608 (gene znf608). The coding region runs from base 1 to 3756 and encodes 1251 amino acids. The transcript is spliced from 9 exons. The record is from RefSeq and is a predicted model, not a curated record. Gene Ontology annotation, cellular component: nucleus. Lineage: Eukaryota; Metazoa; Chordata; Actinopteri; Salmoniformes; Salmonidae. Gene Ontology annotation, biological process: regulation of transcription by RNA polymerase II.
AUGAAUUCAGCACUGGGCCAGGCGGUCAGCAACCCAAAGUCGAGUGAUGUAACCGUUUCAUGCGCCAAAGGCAAAGAGGAAAAAAAGGGAAAAAAUCUAAUCAGAGGCUGGAAAAGGGAGAGGGAUGCUUUCAGGACGAGGAAAGAGAAACAUGAUGGUCAAAGAAGUCCCAUCUUAAAUUCUAUACCUGACCAUUUGUGCACCCUCGGAAGCAAAGCGAAUCCGUGUCAUUGUGCAGGGGGCAGAAUGGAAGACAUUACCAAAAACGGUUUGGAUUGUGGAAUAAAGGGCAGCGCUAUUGUUGUGAGGAAGAAUGACGACACUGUCACAACGGCAAAGAAACUGAGAACAGAAAAGGUGGAUUCAAUGUUUACAGUGCCUGCACCCCCGCCACCCGGCCCUCAAAGCCCAAUGUCCAAUGCCCCCUUCUCUUCACCCAUCUCAAAGCAACUUUUGGUGAGGACCAGAUCCAUAGGAACCAACACACAAGAUGGAGGGCCAGACACCGAUUCAUGUCGCCCUGGCCCUUGUCAGCCAGGCACCAGUGUCAACCUGGAGGGCAUUGUGUGGCAUGAGACUGAGGAAGGUGUCCUUGUAGUCAAUGUAACAUGGAGAAAAAGAACCUAUGUGGGGACUCUUUUGGACUGUACCAAGCAUGACUGGGCACCACCCAGAUUUUGUGAGUCACCAUCCAGUGACUCUGAUCUGCCAGGUGGCCGUGGCCGUGGUAAAAGGAUGCGACUGGCCAUCCCGGAUCGACCCUGCGUUGAACCUGGGCUCGCCAAGGUCCGAGGGCUGCCACAUAAGAGCCGUGGCGGGGGCAUUCACAGCAAGGGCCGAAGAGGGAGCCUUAAUCUGAUCAAUAACUGCAGAACACCUCCCUUUUUCACAGUUGAGGAGAUCAAGCCAAACUCCAUCCCAUCUGGGAAGAGGAAAAACAAACCCCCGACUGAUCUGGAUUUGAGUUUAGUCGCAGAUGACAUGAAAAAUGGAAACGGGAAGAGGAUCCGUGCCAAGUCCCGGAGUGCUCCUUCCACGCCACAGGGAAAGUCGGAUCCUACCUUUAACGAUCCGGCAUGUACCUCUCCCAUACUGAUAGACUGCCCCCAUCCGCACUGUAACAAGAAAUACAAGCAUAUCAAUGGGCUGCGGUACCACCAGACACAUGCACACUUAGAUGUGGACCGGAAGCCAGAGUUUGAGGCUGAGAGUGAGGACAGACUGUCUGACUGUGAGGAGUCCCUCAGUAACAUGACUUUCGACUGCUCCGAUAUAACCAAUAGCUCAUCAAAGAAGCCCAGCCCUCUAUAUAAGGUUUCUACAAUAGGGUCUCCAAAAAGCAGACAAUUAAUGUUCAAUAGUGAUCAUAGUCCCAUGGCGAAUUCUAAAAUGAGGAGGAAUUCGUUGAUCAAAGAGGGACUCAUUGAUGACUUGAGUAACUUGCCAAUCAUUUCGAACAUGACUGUGGUACUGGAAAAUUGUCUUGUUACUGAUAGGAACUCCUCUGUGGAGAUGCCUAAGCUUGAAGCCGAGGGUCUGAUCGAUAAGAAGGGAGUGUGUGAUAAAGGGAAAAAGGUUAAUGGGAAAGUUGAGAAGUGUUCAUCUAAAUCUAGGACCAACAGGCCUAUAGCUCCUGCUCCCCCAAAGCUGAUUGCAAUCCCCAACACUGUGUUCUCCACUAACACAACAGAAGCCAACACACAGCAGUCUUCCCCACCAGUAGCUGUUGGUGUCACCACAACAAAGAACCUCUCACUUAAACCCAUCAAGCCAAAGUUAAACAUCAUGGUAGAGCCAAGUCUGGUGAAAACAACCCUAGUCACUUGCAAGGAGACCAGGAACAAAGACAAACGAAGAUUAAAAGACAAACACAAUAAAGACACAAGGACCUCUAAUGGCGAUAGCAUUCAACUAAAGAUGGACGAGGGAAAGGUGGUGGGAAAAGAACCGUCUGGAAGCCUUCUGAAAGAGCACUUGAGCAAACAAGACGUCAUGAACAGUCUAACGGAGUCUCAAGAGAGUAGAAUGGCCAGCAUCAGAGCAGAGGCUGACAAAGUGUACACGUUCACUGACAACUCUCCUAGUCCUUCCAUAGGUAGCUCUUCAAGACUGGACUGUGGCUCCCUUGAAAGUGGAGAUGGCACCACCACCAAAACGAACAGCCCGGCAUACUCAGACAUAUCGGAUGCAGGUGAUGAUGGGGGUUCAGACUGCCGUUCAGACACUAGGUCCAAAAGUCCAAGGUCCAUCUCAGCCUCUGAGAUGAACUCAAACAACAAUCCCAAUCUAAAUCCAAAGACUCAUCCAGCUGCAUCUAUUCCUGCAGGGCCUGUCAAAGACCCCCAGUCUCCUUUUUACCACGGAUAUGACCCCUACUAUAUUCAGAAUUACAUGCAGACCGGCCAGUCAAACACAGCUGCUUUUCAUAAGACCGCCACCCUUCAAGACAGUAAAUGCAAAAAGGAGGACAAUGAGGGGAGAAACACCCCGGAAUUAUUUGAUUCGAAGAAGACUGAUGUCAUCAACUCAAGUUCGCAGUCCCAGCUUCAGAUGGCGAUGACACAAACACACACGGCUCUAGCCCAGUCCUUGUACUACGGCCAGUAUGCACGAGGUCUUUACAUGGAUCAAAAACUCUUAAUUGCAUCCAAGUGCUGUGAUCAGCAGCAAAUCACCAAGCAGAGAGGAGGUCAAGCAAACCGAGAACCAGAUGAGAUGAAACACAUGAUAACCUCGACAUCUGUAUUAUCUAAGGGGACAGACUCUGUGAAAACGUGCUGUGCCAAACCUGGGCUCUCGUUUGCAGAAAUGGAUGAGCGACCCCAGACUCUGACCACACAGCCACAAGGGAAGCCGAUGCUUGUCAAUAUGACUGAGAACCAGGGACUUGUCAAAGACAGUGAUGAAAUGAAAUCAUCCAUGAAUCCAAAUAAUCAGACAGAGCUGGACUCAAAUGUAUCAUUUUCAAAUCAUGCAGAAGUCCAAUGCUGGUCCCGCCCAAAUCAAUCCAAUAAUGUGGAGCAGCAAAGUGAAGAGCUUAGCCAGAGCUCAGAGGAGUUAAAUGCUGACAUGUCUAAGGAGUGGGAGAUGCCCUCUGAGCCAGUGACAAAGUUGGGAGUAGAGCUCAAAAAGGCCACGAACCAGAACGUCACCACAUCAGACAUAGAGGACUGUGAUAGGCUAGAGGAGCAGCAGCCAAUAGGGGUCAUGUCUGAGGACUCACAGAGUGCCAGGGUGGCUGUAUCACCAGCGAUGAACCCCCAACAACAACCCUAUAUCCAGUACCAGCAUUCCUACCAAUACCUACAGAUGUGUGACCCCAGCAACAACUCUUACACGGUCAAGUCACCCACCCUGGUGCAUAAUUACCCACGUUUCCACUAUCCUCUCUAUGGGAAAACAGCAGGCAGAGAGGAGUCGGAUUUGACUCAGAACAGCCGUAGUGUGAGCAGUAAGCCAGCCAGUGAGUCUACUGCCCUUGAGCUUCUGCAACACCACAAUCUGCCAUACCAUGGCAAAUCCCCUGCGCCUGGUGAGAAAGGAUCCUUUGAAGGAGAGAGAGAGACUGACCGGGAGAGGAACCAUGUUCCCUUUGCCAGGCACCUUCACACUCAUCAUCAUACACAUCUUGGAAUGAGCUACCCACUCAUGUCUGGGCAGUACGACAUUUUCCAAGGGAUAAGCUCUAGAGCCCUGGUUUCCAGCCAGAAGGUGUUGGUACACUCAUCUUCAACUGAUAAUGAAGGGAAGAAGUAA